Molecule: messenger RNA, 1239 nt
Organism: Scheffersomyces stipitis CBS 6054
Lineage: Eukaryota; Fungi; Ascomycota; Pichiomycetes; Serinales; Debaryomycetaceae
Product: pepsin-like aspartic protease
Exons: 2
Coding region: 1-1239 (412 amino acids)
Biological process (GO): proteolysis
Molecular function (GO): aspartic-type endopeptidase activity
Source: RefSeq, a predicted model, not a curated record
AUGGUUUCUGUUCUUUCUUUCACUCGCCAAGUGUUCCUUACCCUUGCUCUUUCAUUGUUGGUUAACGACUCAGUUGCUCUCGAUAAGAGAAGUCCUGGUUUCCUUAAGCUUGACUUCACAGUUGCUAGAGGUCAAGGUAAAGAAUCAUUGAACUUGACCAGUACAAAUAAGCCAUACUUCGUUUACCAUGAAAAGUCGAAGAGAGCUACUGGUGAACCUGAAGUUACCUUGAUUAACGAAAAGACUUUCUACGCUACUGACUUGGAAAUAGGUUCUAACAAGCAAGCUGUUACUACCCUCAUUGACACUGGUUCUUCCGAUUUGUGGGUCGUUGAUAAGUCUGCAAAAUGUCAAGUGACUGAAACCGGACAGAGCUCAACCUACUGUUACGAAUACGGUGUUUACGAUCACACCAAGUCUUCUAGCUACCAUAGCUUAGGAAGCAAGUUCUCGAUUGAGUAUGUUGACGGUACUAGUUCUACUGGUACUUGGGUCAAGGAUGAUGUAUACUUUGCUGGAACCACCACUGGUGUUACACAGCUCCAAUUUGGUGAUGUUACCACCACUUCUUCUGGUUUUGGUGUUUUAGGUAUUGGUUACGAGGCUAACGAAAGUACCAACACUGAGUACCCUAACUUGCCCGUCUUGUUGAAGACCCAGGGUGUCAUUGCCAAGACCGCCUACUCGUUGUACUUGGCCCAAGAGGAUGCUACCUCUGGGUCAGUCAUCUUUGGUGGUAUCGACCAGGCUAAAUACCUGGGUUCGUUGAUAACCUUGCCAGUUACAAGCUCGAGAGAAUUGGCUAUCCAUUUGGGAUCUGUUGCUAUUAAUGGUAAGACCAUAUCUGCCAACCUUAACCCAGUGUUGGACUCAGGUACUACUUUGACUUAUUUGCCUACUAAGAUUGUGGCCAGUAUUGCCAGUGCCUUGAGUGGUACCGCCGAUUCUAGUGUUGGUUACAUCAUUAACUGUAACCAACCAAGUAACAAAUACUUAACUUUCAACUUUGAUAGCGGUGCCACCAUUAACGUCCCACUCUCUGAAUUGGCUAUUGAUUUAUACCUCACAAACGGUCAGAAGUACCAAUACUGUGCUUUAGGUGUAUUCGCUACCAGCAGUACCCCAAUUUUGGGUGACAACUUCUUGAGAAGUGCCUAUGUUGCCUACGAUCUUGAUGACAACACUAUCUCCCUUGCCCAAGUGAAGUACACCACGGCUGAAAACAUUGUUCCAUUUUAA